Molecule: messenger RNA, 425 nt
Organism: Pecten maximus
Lineage: Eukaryota; Metazoa; Mollusca; Bivalvia; Pectinida; Pectinidae
Exons: 2
Coding region: 78-425 (115 amino acids)
Molecular function (GO): DNA binding
Source: RefSeq, a predicted model, not a curated record
AUCGAUCAUCGGCAAAUAUAAAAAGGUACCGAAACGAACGAACCUCAGUAUAUGUAAUCGAACGCGCCCGUACAAAGAUGGCGGCCGCUGAAGAAAAUCUAAGGGAAAUAUACCCAAACCCAGGCUCCAAAACGAAAUCAGAUGUUUGGAAAUUCUUCGGAUUUUAUAAAAUUAAUGAUAAUGAACCACCAUCAAAAAAGAAUUUGGAUACAACGCAAGCUGUUUGCCGUCUAUGCCGCAAGAUUUACAGAAAUACAGGAAAUACUACGAAUUUCAGAGCCCAUAUUGACGGGGAACACAAAUUACCGUCGGGAAAUUCCACACAAUCGCGAUCAGACAAAGUUGAAACAAAAUUAGUUCAACCAACAAUAUCGGCUGCAUUUGUCAAAAGAUGUGAUGUUGUAUCAGGAUUUUACAGAACAUAA